ACAGUGGUUUCCUCCACGGACAACCGGAAGUGGUCGCGAAUUUGAACAGCCAUCACAGCAACGCGCACUUUCACUUUACGGUAACAGAGGGGUCCAAGCUGAAGGCAGCUGAAUGGAGGAGACGAAAGUACGAGCAGCUAAGAAAAAACAAGACGCUAUCAUGAGCAAAGAAGAGGAAAYGAGUGUUGACGUCUCCAGCAACACUCUGGUUAAAAGAAAAAGAGGAAGGAUGCCGAGUUCUAAGAAGUCCAAGGUACUUGUUACGGACAUUCACCCGACUGCGCUGGAUUCGGCCAAGUCCAACGGCGAGUCCGCGCAGCCUCGCAGAGGACGAGGACGUCCGAGACUCUCUGACGCAAAACAAACAGAGCAGCAAGGAGUAAGACCGAAAACGACUGCCGUGGUUCAGACGGCUGAAAACGUACUGAACGGCGGCUCCGAUGCGCCUAAAAGAGGACGACCGAAAGAAACGAUAAAGUGCAAGCCGGAGCGCUUAGCGAGUGGAGAGGAAGAAGAGGGCAGCCCUGUGACACCUCGGAAAAGAGGCCGACCAAAAAGGUCUCCCGAUAAGGAGCCGAGGAUAGAAAAUACUGUGAGCAGUGAGGGGGACAGCGAAACCGAUGGAAGCCAAAAUUCAGUGGCAAGAGAAAGAGGACGGCCAAGGAAGCACACUGGGGAGGCAUCAAGUGGCAUUUCAGAUCCUCCUCCGAGUAGAAGAGGUAGGCCAAGAAAAUGUAUUGAACAAAAAGAACUGGUUACAGAAGGCUCCCAGCCAGAGAGGAGGGGCAGAGGUCGGCCUAAAGGUUCUUUAAACAAGAGUAGGCUGCUCAAUAAAGUAGGGCAGCUUCUUAAAGUGCCUGGUCUCCCUGCCAAAGGGAAGAAGCGUGGUCGACCUCGACAGCAACCGGCCAAAAGAGGAAGACCGAGGAAAUACCCUACGCCACCACCCGAGGAGGUAAAGAAGCCCAAAGUGUGGAAGCCGCUGGGAAGGCCAAGAAAAUAUCCCCGCGUCGAAGCAUCAGAGGAAGCUCUGCCGGCCCCUCGAAGAAGCCGCGGUCGGCCUUGCAAGUCGGACUCAAAGAAAGGCGCUCACCUGCGCAAAAACGCCCCUUCUGCUUUAUCCGCACCRCGCGCCGACGGAGUUCAGAGGAAAAGGGGCCGUCCAGCGAGCGCCGCGAAGGGCGAGGGGGAUGUCCCGAGGAAAAGGGGCCGUCCCAAAGGCUCGGUCAACAAAAACCGAGCCAGAAGUGUUUCACAGCUCGACAGCUUGCACUUGAAAGCAGAGAGCGAUUUGCCUGCUGGUGGGGUGGAAAGUGAAGUCGGUUUUGAUACGGAAAUUAUUCUUAUCUGACAUGAACGAUACGAAAAAAAAUAACUGUCCUCAACCAGGACGUGAGCUUGGUCCGGUCUGACCAAAACAAUUAAUGAAGUUGUUGCUGUUGAAACAUAGCAUACAUAACAGGUUUUUAUCGUUUUAACAGUUUGCUAGUCUAGGAAUUUAUCAGCUUUCUUCUUUUUCUGACUAACUUGCUCAGUUUGUUUUCAUCAUGCAUGUUUUUAACUCUUURAUUGUCUCAUCAGAGUAAACAGGAUCAUCUUAACAUGAUCUAACGAACUCAGAGUUUAUCCUUUAAUUUGGAGAAACUCCAGCUUUUYGGUUCUAGAAACACUGAUUACAUCGAGGUUAAAUGACUGUGAGUUUGUUAAAAAGAAAAGAAAAAAUAAAGAAAGAGAAAAUACCUCUUAAACUCUUUUCUGGGCCAAUAUUUUCUAUCUAGAUAAUCUCUAAAAUCAAUGUUCCCAUCCUCAUCACUGAAUGGGUUUAUAAAGAUGAAAGGUUUUGUAAAUUUUCAUACAGGUUUCCAUCAAGUGACUUCAUUUCCCCCCCUUUUUUUUUUUAGCUUUUCCUCAAUUUGUGGCAAAUUUGCAUGAGUUUUGUGUGCAAUGUGUCGUUUCCUUUGCUCUAAAGUGGUAACAAAAAAUUUAGUCUGUUUUAAGACAAAGUGAUUCAAAUAUGAGAAAUAGUUCAAAGAGAAUACUGACUAAACUCAGUUGUAAAAACAAAAAUAAUAAUGUACCACAGCUCAAUUUGUUAUCAGCCAGAUGUUUGUAUGGCUCUUAUUUUUAGUUAAUUUAAAUGUAAACUUUUUUUUUGAGAAUAUUUCUCUAAGGAGUGCCCGGGCCUUCCGCUCUGAGUCAGAACUUUUGCCCUUUUUUUUUCUAUAUUUUGCUUGUGUUGUGUAAUUGUAAUGUGUUGUAGUUUUUCUCCGAAGUUAUUAACUCAUUUUUUAUCAGCCUUAACGUCAAAGCUUUGAAUGUACCAUCAAUAGAUUAACUGUUCAUGAAACACAUUCCUGCACAGGACACUAUGUUAGAAAUUAAUUUUUCUCCUUCCUGUWGUUUCCUCCUCAGUGCAUUUGUCUCUGCUCUUCAUAUGUCACUCUAAUUUUAAAGAUUUUCUUAGUUGUGCAGACGUAAUGUUUUAGUGAUGAUUGGUUUUACCAACACUGAUUAUUCUAAGCACCUUGUACAGCAWAUACCAUUAUUACUAACAACUUUGUGAAUCAAAGACAGGAUUGAAGUUUACACAUUAAUGUAAUUUGCCUUGGCUUUGUGAAGUCAAAUCACUAAGUGAUAUUUGCAUUUUUGUGUUUUGAACAAGAGGCCAAAAAUUAGCUGAACUGAAAUAAAAUGUUGCCAUUUUAA
Molecule: messenger RNA, 2706 nt
Organism: Austrofundulus limnaeus
Lineage: Eukaryota; Metazoa; Chordata; Actinopteri; Cyprinodontiformes; Rivulidae
Product: origin recognition complex subunit 4
Exons: 2
Coding region: 113-1351 (412 amino acids)
Molecular function (GO): DNA binding
Source: RefSeq, a predicted model, not a curated record